AUGAAGAUCUUCUUCGCGGUAUCCCCUGCGGGCGAACCUGGGAACACGACCGACGCCGUCGCCAACCAGUCGUCCGAAAGUGAGGCUCCGGAAUCGGACUCCAACAGCACGACGACUUCAGCCACCGACGGAGAUUCCUCUUCGGUCGGACCGUUGACGGCCCCUCGUUCCGAUUCCUUGGUCGCGACCGCUUCCCCUGAUGGCGGCAUUGUCAUCCCCGCCCGCGUCGCGGCCGUCGCGCCCUCCGCAGGCACUGCCGGGAACCCUGGUCUUGCGAUCGCCGUUGUCGCCUUCACUCCCGUUCCCGACACACCUGAGACUUCGAGCUUCCCAACCGAAGUGAGUACCCCGAAUGAGUCCGUCAACGAGAACCCCGUGCCCACUCACAACAUCUCUGUAAAUUCGGAUAGUCUUCCUCCGGCCAGUGUGACGCACAUCACCGACCAAGGCAUAUUCAUCAAGACAAUGCCCGGCCGUUCUGGGGACAAGAUUCGAAACCACGUUUCGGCGUCUGCCUCAGCAGGCCAAUCCGUCGCGGCCUCAUCUUCGGUCAACGCGAAUAAGGCCGAAGUUCAAGCUGGUGUCUCCGCCGUCCCGCUCGAGGACCCAUCAACUGAAGGUCCAUCGGCCGAAGGAUCUUCUGUCGCGAGUUCGGAUGUCGGGAACCCAGGCGCAGAUACUGCACCCGCAGGAGGUCCACUCGUCGUGGUGUCGAGCGGUGGGAGCGCUCCCACCGUAGUAUCGAGCGUCGGAAGUCCUCCCGCCGGGAGCUCGAGCGUCAUUAUCCCGGCGGUCGGGGUUCAAGGCACAGACGGUUUACCGGCCAUGACGUCAAGCGUCGAGGCUUCGGCGUCUGGUGGUCCUACCGCCGUCGUCGCGAGUGUCGGAAACCCCGCGGUAGGGGUUUCCGCAUCCGCUGGUGCUUCCGGCUCGAGCGCAAGGGUCGAGCUCGGACCCGGGCCCGAUCAGUUGAGCGGAAGCACGAAUCGUACAACCAGACCACCGGGUACCGUCAAUCAAGACCCAGUGACUCCAGCCACUGGCUUCAGAUGGUUCAGUAACUUAUUCCGAAGAAGCGACAAGCUAUUCCAGAGGGAUUUUGCAGCUGACGCUAAUAGUACAGCUGACCCGGGUGAUCCCGCCGACAAACCUGUCAGCCCGCCGCCCGGAGCAGGAACCGUUCAGAGGCAAGCCACGGACCAACUGGCUGGCACAACAGCCAAGGAUGAGCUUGCUGGCGCCCCGUCCACGGAUCAGCCUCUCGUUGGUCAGAAGCGACAGGAAAGCGCUCCAGAACGAGCGAUGGCCACUCCAGGAGGCGAGGCUUCUCAGGACGUCGUCGGAGCCCUCGAUGAUCCGAAUUCUAAGGGGGCGCCGACGGCCGAUCCGACCCUCGGAGAUAUAGUGGCAAUAAACGCCCCAGGGGCGGCAGGAGCUCUCAGCGAUCACUGCGAAAAAAUAUUGGACCCGGAAUUUGACGAGAAAGUCAACGGCUAUCGGCAAAUCGUGGAACAGAUCAUCCUUCACUGUACCGAGACUUCCAAGGGUGAAACUUAUCGACAGUUGGCUGACUUCGUCGACUCACACGGUCCGCGCUUCACCGGAACCAUCCAGCUCGAACACGCGAUCGACGAUCGCCUGAACCAUCUUUCGGACAUAGCAGGCCCUGAAAAUGUGGCCGAGGAACCCGUCACGGUUCCUGUUUGGAUACGCGGGGACACCAGAGUUGUACUAAUUGAUGCCUGGAAGGGCAACAGGAACAAAACCUUAGCUUCGUUGACCUUGGGCUACUCUGUCGGAACUGGUCAUCUCGGUUUAGUCGCCGAUGUCGUCGUUGUAAAAUCCUUCGAAGAAUUGGAGGCGUUCCCAAACGUGAGCAUCACGGGGAAGAUCGUUGUAUUUAAUCAAGACUACGAGGGCUACGCAAAAAGCGUGAUUUACCGCACGGAGGGCGCAUCGAGAGCCGCCGAGAGGGGAGCGGUAGCUGUCCUCAUUCGUUCCGUGACAGAUUAUUCUCUGUACACGCCGCAUACGGGAAUGAUGACGUAUGGAGUCAACAUAACCAAGAUACCGGCGCUCAGCAUAACUGUCGAAGACGCGGAGCUCAUGUGGAGGAAGCAACAACGAGGCGAAGCGAUGCAGGUCUACAUCAAAUCCAUGGCUGCACAGGCGGGCGUUACCAGCUCAAGGAACCUCAUAGCCGAUCUCCCGGGAAAAGACCAUCCGGAGGAGAUGGUGGUGAUCAGUGGACACAUCGAUUCUUGGGACGUAGGUCAGGGCGCGAUGGAUGACGGAGGCGGCGCUGCGAUUUCUUGGAGAGCUCUUGAAGUCCUGAAGAAUUUGAACCUCAUGCCAAGACGCACCGUGAGGACAAUACUCUUCACAGCCGAGGAAAUGGGGGUGCUGGGCGGUGCGGCAUACUUCGAGGCGCACCGGGAGAACGCGAGUCUCAUCCAGUUCAUGAUGGAGUCCGAUAUCGGAACAUUCUCACCACUGGGGCUAUCGAGUGGAGUCAAGAACGAAAUGGCUGUCUGCAUGAUCAAGAAAGUUCUGAGUCUCCUGGAUUCGAUCAACGCGACAGCAUUCGAUCCCCAGUACGACGGCCCAGACAUCGAGAAGUGGUUCGAACUCGGAGUGCCGGGUGCCUCGUUAUUCAACAAAAACGAUAAUUACUUCCGGUAUCACCAUACGAACGCCGACACCAUGCACAUGAUGGAUCCCUCAGCGUUGGACCGAGCGACGGCUCUCUGGGCCAGCAUGGCCUUCGUCCUGGCUGACAUGGAUGCGAGGAUUCCUCAUGAUCCGCCCCGUCAAGACACCGACGAAGCGAUUUCGACGACACGGGCUUGA
This is a messenger RNA of Galendromus occidentalis (western predatory mite), 2850 nucleotides long. RefSeq lists its product as uncharacterized. NCBI's taxonomy places the organism in Eukaryota, Metazoa, Arthropoda, Arachnida, Mesostigmata, Phytoseiidae. The record is from RefSeq and is a predicted model, not a curated record. Gene Ontology annotation, biological process: proteolysis; peptide catabolic process. Bases 1 to 2850 code for a protein of 949 amino acids. Gene Ontology annotation, molecular function: metallodipeptidase activity. The transcript is spliced from 10 exons.